Trichoderma gamsii is the source of this 2520-nucleotide messenger RNA. RefSeq lists its product as hypothetical. The record is from RefSeq and is a predicted model, not a curated record. The transcript has a single exon. Gene Ontology annotation, biological process: protein folding in endoplasmic reticulum. Bases 1 to 2520 code for a protein of 839 amino acids. Lineage: Eukaryota; Fungi; Ascomycota; Sordariomycetes; Hypocreales; Hypocreaceae. Gene Ontology annotation, cellular component: cytoplasm; membrane.
AUGAAACUCCUCUCGUGUGCUUGGCACGGUGGCUUAAUUUUUGCGCUCCUGUCAAACGGCCUUGCGCGGGCCAACGACCAAGGCCGCCCAGCUGAGAAAGCUUCGCCAACUACAAGCACACCUGGCCAAUGCGAAGUCCGAACCAUCAACUACAUCACACAUACGCUGCCGUCGCUUUGCUUCAAGAGCUCAUGGACAGACUCUUUGCCGACUCCAACCAGGCUGCCUGCCGCAGGCGACUCCGACAACACCACUCAGCAUGUCACGCGACCGCCUGUGGAGGAGCAGGCUCCUCCAUCCGCUACGGAGCAAACGGACACGUUCGCCAAUAACUCUGCGGGCGAUACCUUUGCGACGCCUUUCAUGUCAUUUGAGGACUGGAAGAAGAUGAUGCUGGAGCAAACCGGACAGGACCCCCAAAACUUGCACCUGCGAAAUUCGAGCGGGCGCCAGAAAGCCGAUAGACCAUCUCCCGAUUUGGAUGAUGUAGGAUUGGGCGAGGAAGGGGAGAUAUCCCUAGUUUUUGAUGAUUAUGGAGAAGGAGAAGGCCCCAAACCUGGGCCUCCUACGGAAUUAGCAAAUGCGAACAACGGCGACGAUGUCGACGACACUUCAACGUCCAAAGAUGGCAAAGCGCCUAUUCACCGAAGCAAAGACGCUGGAAAAACCUGCAAGGAGCGCUUCUCAUAUUCCUCAUUCGAUGCGGGCGCCACCAUCUUGAAGGCAGGGCCCCAAGCAAAGAACGCAAAAGCCAUUCUAGUGGAAAACAAGGACUCUUACAUGCUACUCGAAUGCGCUGCGCAAAACAAGUAUGUCAUUGUCGAGCUUAGCGACGAUAUCCUCAUCGACACCAUUGUCAUUGCCAAUUUCGAGUUCUUCUCCAGCAUGGUUCGUCAUUUCCGAGUCAGUGUAAGCGAUCGGUAUCCUGUGAAAAUGGAUAAAUGGAGGACGCUUGGGAUCUUUGAAGCCGCAAACUCGCGAGAUAUCCAGGCAUUCCUUGUGGAAAACCCAGAAAACCCCCAGAUCUGGGGCAAAUAUGUUCGGCUGGAAUUUCUGACACACUACGGGAAUGAGUACUAUUGUCCUGUUUCUUUGCUUCGUAUUCAUGGAUCAACGAUGCUCGAUUCUUGGAGAGAUAGCGAGACACGACCAGAAGAUGAUAUUCACGAAGAGGAUGAAGAAGAUCUCCCUGUUCCCACUGUUUCUACGCAACCAACAGCAGCUGGACCUAGUCCAGCACCAGCCGGACCUAGUCCGCAAGCCGGAGACAAGAAUGAAAGUCUUCCAGAGCUUGCAAGUACUUGUCUACCUCGUGUUGAUGAAGCCCCCUUUCAAUCUAUGACGGCAACAUGCGCUGUACCCUCUACUAUUGCCAUAGGCGAUGCAAAGCCAGGAGAUCAAAGCUCUGGGCAAACUGGCGAAAAGGCAAAACGACCAACUAAAGAUGGCGUCGUGGAGUCGGAUUCUGCCUCGCAAGACUCUCCCAAAUCAGACGUCACUCAGGCCCGGGACGCAUCUUCCGCACCAACAGUAAAGCAGACAGAUUCUUCCAAACCUACCACGGAUGAUAAAGCGCAGCCUCCACCAGAACCUUCGGAUGCCGCCGGCUCGAGCUCCGGGACCACAAAAAGCCGGACACCAAGUGCCUCCAGCGCCUCGCCAACCGUCCAAGGCAGCUUUUACAACUCCAUCACCAAGCGCUUGCAGCAAGUAGAGACGAACCUCACGCUGUCGCUCAAAUACGUCGAAGACCAGUCGCGAAUCAUGCAGGACGCAUUACGGCGGACCGAACAGCAGCAGGUGACUAAACUUAACCGCUUCCUGGGCGAUCUCAACCACACCGUCCUUGCAGAGAUGCGCAACGUGCGCGAGCAGUACGAGCAGAUAUGGCAAUCCACUGUCCUCGCUCUCGAAAGCCAGCGGGAGCAGUCUGAGCGCGACAUUGUAGCCCUGAGCACCAGACUCAACCUGCUAGCCGACGAAGUUGUCUUCCAGAAGCGGAUGGCCAUUGUGCAGGCAAUCCUCCUGCUUUCCUGCUUGUUUCUGGUCAUCUUCUCGAGGGGAGUCCCUAUUCCCUACCUUGCGGCCCUGCAAGAACAAGCCGGCGUCAUUGCAUAUCCCUCAUCGUCGCCGUAUCCCGGCCAGGGACCUCGUACUAAUAUCUAUAAAUCCGAUGCUGGAAUCCCACCAGAUGCACAGACACUACCAGAUAAUGUCCCAGUGGUCAGUGUUUCUUCGUUCGAAGCUGCUCCCAACGUGCCGAGUAAUCGAAUUCCUCAUUCUUUGUCUGAAACGUCAGAGCCCCAUGAGCCAAUCUGUGAAGACGGUGAAGAAGAGUAUCCGCGGCGGCAUCCCUUGCCAAGUCCACCGGCCGAAGACAAGUACCAGUAUUUACACUACUUAGACCAAGAGCCAAGGUUCCAUUCGCUACACCAUUCAUCUCCGGCCCUUCUGAAUACGCCCCGGAAACCACUUCCUUCUCUCCCUGAACAUUUGGCAUCAAACCAGGACUCUUCAUGA